Helicoverpa zea (corn earworm) is the source of this 1489-nucleotide messenger RNA. RefSeq lists its product as uncharacterized. The record is from RefSeq and is a predicted model, not a curated record. The transcript has 3 exons. The coding region runs from base 278 to 1060 and encodes 260 amino acids. NCBI's taxonomy places the organism in Eukaryota, Metazoa, Arthropoda, Insecta, Lepidoptera, Noctuidae.
UUAUAUCAGUUUCCCGGAAUCCCACACGUAGUGCAGUUGAAAAAUAAAUCUUUCGCGCCUUGUUUAUUCGGACGGCUUAUUUGAGUUGAGUGAAGUGUGUGAAAAAAAUUCCACUAGACGUUAACGUAAAUGUAUUUUCGCUGGAAGACCGAGGAGCGCGCGCCUGUGAACAACACUGCGCGUUUUGUAAAACUCGGCGCAGUAACGAAGCUUGUUAGUGCACUUUAGUAAGAAGAUUGUCUGCAGGAGCGAAGACACCUUCACAACGAGAGCACAAAUGGAACUAAUGAGUUCCCUGUUGUUCUGCGCGCUAGUCGCACACUUGCCGCAAGCGUUAGGUAUGAUCCCUGACACAAGAGUUCGAAAUACAGAUUUGGAUAUAAAAUUCAACAACUCAAUGAUGAUUCAUCAAAAGCCGAUGCAAAAGAAGAUACUACUAAACAUCAACGGACCACCGCUAGUGAACAUGGUGACCGACCUGCAAAUAGUGUUCAUGGACGUCAACUGUAGAAAAUGUAUCGACUGCAUGGAACGAGCCAUCAAAGCGUACACAUCACACUAUCACAUCGUGAAAACCCGACCACAAUACGACGAACUACACGAAGAAGUAUUAAAAAAACGAAUAUUGCAGGCUGACCGAAAGAAAAGAGAAACACAGUCUACAACAGAAAAAUAUAGCACUAAAAUAAAAAGGAGUAAAACCAAAAAGACGAAGGCAGUGUCAGUAACUAAAUUCAACGUGGACGGAGAAGUGUAUGCCCUAAAAAUAAAAGAAACGAAUACACAAGUAAGCCCAGAUCAACAAAACGACACUCAAGUGUCUUGCCAAGUCUACAUCGUUAAGAAAUCUUUCCCUUGCGAUGCGCCAGACGCCGAAACAUUUUUGAUGGUUGCAAAGAGGAAGGUAAAUAAGAAAAACAAGAGAGACAAGGAAAGAAAUAAGGCUGCAGCAAGUACUACAGAAAGCCCACAUUUCAUGGCACCGGCCUUUAGAAAAAGACAAGUGGACAAUUCACAAGUGCCAGAGAAUUUCAUGCCCUCUAUAGAGGAAUUUUAUUAAUUUUAUUGCCUUAGAUUAAGGUUUUGUUACUGAUAUUUUUGUUUAUAAUUUUUGUAAUUAAAUGUAUAAGACAAUCAAUGAAUAUUUUGUGUCACUUAUGUCAUAUUUCGAUUUUCAGCUUCUCGCAUCCAGCUCCUGCCAGCCGUCUUGCGCAAGUCAUCACUCGAAAAUCGAUCUCAGUGGCGUGCACUUGGAGAGGCCUAUGUCCAGCAGUGGACUGCGAUAGGCUGAUGAUGAUGAUGAUGAUGUCAUAUUUUCUUAGCUCAAUAAGUAUUGUUAUUAAAAUCUAGUCACUAUAAUAUUUUUUCAUUUUAUCAGGGUUUGUUUUUUUUUUUGGAUAAUGGAACAAAACGAAGACACAUAAAAUGAAGUAGUAAUUUGCACGUAAUAUUAUUGAAAAUAUUUAAGAACAUAAUUUCAGAAUAGAAA